This is a messenger RNA of Scutellospora calospora, 465 nucleotides long. Lineage: Eukaryota; Fungi; Glomeromycota; Glomeromycetes; Diversisporales; Gigasporaceae. The record is from the annotation of a GenBank genome assembly.
AUGGGGAUAAAAUACGUACUACUGGUUAGUAGACAAGGAAAAGUAAGACUUGCAAAAUGGUUCAAUACACUUUCACCAAAAGAAAAACAAAAAAUCGUCAAAGAAGUAACACAAAUGGUACUUUCGCGACGUACUAAAAUGUGUAAUUUUUUAGAAUAUAAAGAUGAGAAAGUUGUAUAUAGAAGGUAUUAUUUUAUCAAACAGACCAAAACAAAUACUCAACUUGGAAUUUCAGCUUCAGAUAAUGAACUUAUAACGCUUGAAAUUAUUCAUCGAUAUGUUGAAAUUUUAGAUCGAUAUUUUGGCAAUGUUUGUGAAUUGGAUUUAAUCUUUAAUUUCCAGAAGGCAUACUAUGUUUUAGAUGAAUUGAUUAUUGCGGGAGAAAUGCAGGAAUCAAGCAAAAAAGCAGUAUUACGUGUAGUUAAUCAACAAGAUUCACUGGAGGAAGACAAAAAGAAUAGAUAG